CAGGAGAUAAAAUAGUUUUAAGUUCAUCAUCGUAUGAGGCUCAUCAAGCUGAACUUGUUCAUCUUAGAGAUAUAUAUGGAACUAUUGUUCGGAUAUGGGGCAAGCUAAACUAUUGGCAUUCUGGUACAAUACACUCAAUUGGAGAUACCUGGAAAAUCCCACUGAUGGCAGAGGUUGGCUUGUUGUCUCGCAAUGUCCAGAUUGAUACCGACACACCCUGUUCGGGUAGAAUUAUGGUUGGCCAAUAUACAAAUGUUCUUGGGGAAGAAUACUUGGGGUCUCUUGAACUUUCAAACACUGAAAUUUCUAAUUUUGGAUCCUCAUUGUUCCCAUCAAUAAACUUUAAUAACACAUCACAAAGUUCUUUGAUUUCUUCUUCAAGCAUUCACCACAGCUGUGGAGGGGGUAUAAGAGCUACCAACAGCACAAACAUUUUGCUACAUGCCAAUGUAUUUUAUGACAGCUUUGGACAUGGGAUUCACCUUGAUGGUGGGAGCCAUAUUCUUACUGAUAACCUUCUCAUCUUAAUGAAGCAACCUGAAACCCAAGCGGAAUGGGUAACCGGUGUGAAGAUCAAUCCAUCAAGCCACGUUUUCUUGUCUGGUAAUUCAGUGGCAGGAUCUGAACGUAUUGCAUUUCACAUACAAGGCCAAAGGUGUCAUUUUGGAGAAAAGUCUUGGCUGGACAAUGUGGCUCAUUCAAGCCUUCAUGGAAUUCAUAUCUACUGGGAGGACGGCCUUAAGAAUUGUACAAAAAUAUCUGGAUUCUUGUCCUAUAAGAACUAUGAUUAUGGCCUUUUCUUUCAUGUGGAAGGCAGUGCUGUGGUGGACAGUAUAGCGCUUGUAGACAACAGAGUUGGCCUUUUACCAAUUGUUUCCCAAGUAUCUGUGUAUCCUUCCUUAAAGCAAUACAUCUCAAUCAAAAACUCUGUCAUAGUUGCGACAAGCCCAGCAUUUGACUGCCUACGGGACAGAAUUAACCCAAUUUCUGCCAAUGUCACACUAAGGGACCGAGCCCCAUCUUCACCUUACAAAGGGAGAGUGGGCAUUCAUUGGCCCAUGUUUACCUCAAGACCUAGGCAUUGGCCAGAGUACCCAUGGCACAUGCUAGCAGUUGAUGGAGCCAUCUCUGGUAUAAUGAAAUUGCAAGAUGUUACAUUUUCUGGAUUUAAGAAAAGCUGCUACAGUGAUGAUAUUGACACUUGCAUUAUGUCUAAUCCUGGAAACAUGGCCAUAACCUGCCCAAUCACAGCCAAGAGGAUUAAGAUGUCUGACAUAAGACCUGACUACAUCUUCUACUUCCAUCCGCCUGACAGAACCACAGGUUGCCCGUUAUCCACUGAAUGUUCUGGUGCACAAGUCGCCCUAUUCAAAGAUCUGGAUGGCAGUUUUCUGGGUCUUGGCCCUCCAACCUCAGUCUUCUCCAAGUCAGAACUUGAUGCUGUAUAUCCCUGUUACAAUGUCGGGAUUUACAAGAAGGAUGAAUCUUUGCUCCUACAAAUCUGAAUCUCAUGCUAACAUAUGUCAACAGAUUGACCACACAGUCGUCAUCCUCGAAGUCAUCGCAAAUGUCAUUAAACCCGUCUCACCA
This is a messenger RNA of Bufo gargarizans (Asiatic toad), 1590 nucleotides long. RefSeq names its product fibrocystin-like. The coding region runs from base 165 to 1505 and encodes 446 amino acids. Lineage: Eukaryota; Metazoa; Chordata; Amphibia; Anura; Bufonidae. The transcript is spliced from 6 exons. The record is from RefSeq and is a predicted model, not a curated record.